Molecule: messenger RNA, 3441 nt
Organism: Trichoderma aggressivum f. europaeum
Lineage: Eukaryota; Fungi; Ascomycota; Sordariomycetes; Hypocreales; Hypocreaceae
Exons: 4
Coding region: 1-3441 (1146 amino acids)
Molecular function (GO): protein binding
Source: RefSeq, a predicted model, not a curated record
AUGCGACUUCUUAGCUUCAACGGCAAUCGCCUGGUGUGCACAAAAGAUCUCAUCAACGAACCUCCACCAUAUGCGAUUCUCUCCCAUACCUGGGGUGGCGAUGAUGAUGAAGUCACAUUCAGCGAUAUUACUGCCGGCAAAGGCUCUGCUAAGCCUGGCACAGAGCUUCAAAGGGAGAUCAACUCCAUGUUCCGACUCUACAAAAACGCUGCCAAAUGUUACGUAUAUCUGUCUGAUGUAACAAAACACGGAGACAACAACCAGGUUGAUGCCUCACCUGCACCGAGUUGGGAGUCUUCCUUUCGCAAAAGUCGGUGGUUCACUCGGGGUUGGACUUUACAAGAACUCUUAGCCCCCGCGACAGUGGAAUUUUAUUCUUCUGAAUGCGCGCAUCUCGGAAGCAAAGAGUCAUUAGAGAGAGGAAUUCACGAGAUUACUGGAAUUCCAAUCGAUGUGCUUCGAGGACGCCGGCUGUCUGAGAUUAGUAUCGACAAGCGGAUGGCGUGGUCAGAAAGACGUUCCACAACUUAUCCCGAAGACAAGGCCUACUCCCUCUUGGGCAUAUUUGGUGUCUAUAUACCGCUCAUAUAUGGAGAAGGGCAGGAUAAUGCGUUUGCACGUCUGCGGCGUGCAAUUAACGAGCAAGCGGGUUCGGGAAAGACAAUCAUGACCUCCAAGGUUAUUGAGCACCUCGAGAGCACCCAUGAUAGUAUGCUUGCAUAUUAUUACUUUUCGUUUCGGAACAAGGAUUCUCAAAGUCUUCGCAGUAUGAAAUGUGCCCUCUUGGUACAGAUUCUAAAGAGGCUUUGUAUUCCCCAUCCCGAUAACGAGAACAAGUUCUUCAUCCCUCAAGCAUUUCGAAGCCUUUAUGACGUUCAUUUUCCAUCCAAGACCCCUCCAAUGGAAGAAUUAGACUCUCUAUUAAUAGAGAUCAUAAAUCUAUCAGAGGAAACGUUUCUUAUAAUCGAUGCGCUAGAUGAAUGCGACUCAGACUUUGUUAGAGGUGAAGCUAUCAAUUUCUUGGCCAGCUUGUUCAGAAACGUCAAAUCGAAGCUUCACAUUGUUAUCACAAGUCGCCUAGAGGUCGAUAUCGAGACAAAAAUAUCACAGGCAUCUAUUCCGACGAGUUCGGUGGCUCUCCACGCUACAGAUGUCGACCGGGACAUACGCAAACAUUUACGAGCCUUGAUGAGAGAAGAGGAUUCGUUCAAAGCUUGGUCUCAUGCUCUCAAGAAAAGGGUAAUAGAACACCUUGUCCAGAAUGCUGACGGCGUCUUCCGCUGGGCAGAUCUCCAAAUACAGGGACUGAGGGGCAAAACGCGAGAGAUUGACGUCAACCGAGCCUUGAAGCGACUUCCUCGUGGCUUGGGCGAAACCUAUAGCCGCAUUCUUCAGCGCAUUGAUCUGAACAACUACAAACUGGAGGCCAUGGCUGUUCUCAGAUGGCUCGCAUGUUCAACGAGACCUCUGAAUCUCGCCGAGAUUGCAGAGCUUGCCGUUUUUGAGGUGGAAGAAAGUGAUGAAGCGAACCUUUUGCCUUCUUCUAGCGAGUAUGAGAUAUCUUGCGUAUAUCAAAAUCGGUUUGGCUCGGCUUUGGAAGUCUUGAACAUUCUUUCCGGGCUCGUCACAAGCACACAGCUAUCCGACAAGGAUCCCCAGCCGCGCAACAGCAUCGUCUCAUUCUCUCAUUUCUCAGUUAAAGAAUAUCUGCAAUCAAGCCAGGUCUCGCCUACGUACUUCAAGUUGAUAUUGAGCGAAUGUCAUUGGUUUGUAUUAAAAAGCAGUUUCGCUUACAUGCGGGCCUUUGACGUUGCAGCAAGAGAGAAUCAGGAAUUGAGAAAUUGCCCCCUUCUUCUCUAUGCGUGCUUUUCAAUAUGGGAACACGCUAAAGAGCCUGAAGUCUUUUUCGCCAAGGGCGAUCAUGGCGAGAGCCUGCUUGCUUCGUUCAUUGCCACUUACCUUCAAGAGUACGGGUAUGCCAUUGCGGUAGCUCUUGAACGUGCAUUCCUAAAUUCACAACGGAUUUCAGAGGAUGUUUCGCAGUUUAUUCGCCAGUUUAUCGAUAUGGGGGCUCAGAGUUCGUCGACAUGCUCUCAAAUUUACUCAGCAGUUGCUUUUGCAGAUUGUAACCUCAUCAAUUUGCUCCUCAGUUGCAAUCUAGAUGCUCCAUAUGACAUUCUACUGAGAGCAACUCUAGACUUCAACCAGCCAACAGACAUUCAAGUCAAAAAGUCCACAGUAGCGGUUGAUUCGGAUAAAAGUCUUCAAUUCUCUCCCGUGUCUGGCAUUGUACAAACUGUCGUUGACAAAAUGACCAGCCAGGUCUCUGUUCUGGAAACUGGCUCUCAAAGGCCACUAUCAGCCCGAACGAAUACAGAAAAUCGCAUCGCUGUAUGGAAAAUACUCCAAGCAGAACCUCGGGUUCAAUUAAACGCCAAAGACCGUGACGGGAAGACACCGCUGCUCCUGGCAGCGGUACACGGCGAUGAAGACUUUUUUAGGUAUUUGUUUGCGCAAGAUGGCAUUGAGACAGAUAUACAAGAAAGUCAUGGAUGGGACCUUCUAACCUGUGCCCUAUUGGGUAAAAACACUACCAUCAUUAAGAUGAUACUUGAACGGGGUAACUUUGAUCUCGACCACAUGGAUCUCUAUGGCCGAACGAAUUUCGAAUGGAGCACCCAUUUAGGGUUACACGCGGUUCUAGCAUCUGCAUCAAUGAUGCCAGAGAUCUCUCGCCAAACCUCCGAGAUGCGCCAGAUUCCAUUCACCGUCGUCAAAGAAAUAGCUACCGAUGGAGAAGUGUGGGCGUGCAUCUUCUCACAAGACGGCUCACGACUAGCUCUUUGCCUUUCCUCCAAUAAAGCUCUGAUCUUUGACCUUCAAAAAGACGAAUUACAAAGCACCUUGGGCCACGAAAAGCCCGUUACCAAAGCGUCCUGGAGUCCGGAUGACUCGUUGAUUGUGACCCUCAGCCUCGACGAGCUGCUCAUCUUCCGAGUUGCGGCUGCGGAACUAGCAACCAAAAUCUCUUUGUCGGAGCGUCCGUCUUGGAUUUCUAUCAGCGACGGCCUCAGCCUCAUUCUUAUGGGAUACGUUAACGGCGGGUUCGAUAUUCGGCUUCUCCCGAGCGGUGAAGUCAUUCAGCGACGUCCUGGUAUAAGCAACACUGAUUAUCUUUUGCAAGGAUCCGUAGGUGGAGAAAAUGAUGCAUUUCUCUUGAGAGCCGAAGAAAGUAAGUCCCCAUCCGGCGAUUCUUCUUACUGCGAAGAAAAUCUCACAGAACAAAUAGACGGUUAUAUAAGCAUUUGGGAUCUCAAUUCGGGAACUCUUGCAGGGCUCGAACACGGCCACUAUCCUGAGCGAACAAACUUUGCCGCAUGGAGUCCGGUCGACCCUUGUGUCAUUGCAUCUGGCGGAGAUGAUUACAGAUGCAGGAUGUGA